UUAGUGUCUCAGGGGGAUGUUUGGAUGUUGUCUCUCUACGUUUGGAGUUAUUGAUCAGUUGGAAGAAGUUCAUUCUCGAGCAAAAUCUGUAGAAAAUUGCUUUUUUUAAGGGGAACUUUAAAACAUGGCAGAAGAUACCUGACAUCCAGCUAGACAGCACCAGUUCCUCCAUAGACCUGGAAUCUGAACUUGUUCCUCUGGGAAUGCUCAACUGAUGUCAGAAGUGGAACAGUGGCGCAUCAGAAGAUGACAGCCUUUUCAUGAUGCCCAGCAACUUUGGGGGUUUGCCAUGGAAGAUGAGUCUUAUCCAGAAUGCCGAGCCCAGGAGCUUUUUGAUGAGUUUGUGGCUGCAUCAACCUGCAGAGCAGCACUGCGCUGCUUUAGCCAGCUGUGUGAACACCUACAGCUGGAUCGCAUUACCACCGAAAAGCCUCUCUACCAACCAAUCAAACGGCGGCUCAACUACUGGAAGGCCAAUGCUCUGUGGGCCAAACUGGACCGGAGGGCAGCCCAGCCGGAGUACCAAAAUGGCCGGGUCUGCAGCAACAUGACAUGUGUAAUCAUUGGGGCCGGGCCCUGUGGUCUGAGGACAGCAGUGGAGCUGUGCUUCAUGGGAGCCCGGGUCGUGGUCCUUGAGAAAAGGGACUCAUUUUCUAGGAACAACGUUCUCCACCUUUGGCCGUUCACUAUCUAUGAUCUGCGGGGCCUUGGGGCCAAAAAGUUCUAUGGAAAGUUCUGUGCCAGUUCUAUCGACCACAUCAGUAUCCGCCAGCUGCAGUUGGUUUUGCUGAAGGUUGCCUUGCUUCUUGGGGCGGAAGUGCAUGUCAGUGUGGAGUUUAAACAGCUGGUGGAGCCACCAGAGGACCAGCACAAAAAAAAGGAGGGCUGGAGGAUGGAGGUGAGUCCAAAGUCCCACCCAGUCAGUCAGCUGGAGUUUGACGUCAUCAUUGGAGCAGAUGGACGCAGAAACACAUUGCCAGGUUUCAAGCGGAAAGAGUUUAGGGGGAAGCUGGCCAUCGCCAUCACAGCCAACUUUAAAAACAGAAACACCUCAGCAGAGGCCAAAGUGGAGGAGAUCAGCGGAGUGGCGUUCAUCUUCAACCAGAGGUUCUUUCAAGAGCUGCGGCAGGAAACUGGUAUUGACCUGGAAAACAUUGUGUACUACAAGGAUGACACUCAUUACUUUGUUAUGACUGCAAAGAAGCAGAGUCUGUUGGACAAAGGAGUCAUUUUACAGGACUUUGCAGACACUGCACAGCUUCUUUCUCGAGGGAAUGUGGACCAGGAAGCUUUGCAGUCAUAUGCCCGUGAGGCCGCAGACUUUUCCACCAACCACCAACUGCCAAUUUUGGACUUCGCCAUGAACCAUUAUGGUCAGCCGGACGUUGCCAUGUUUGACUUUACUUGCAUGUACGCUUCGGAAAACGCCGCCAUGAUUCGCCAACGCCACGGCCACCAGUUGUUGGUUACACUGGUUGGAGACAGUCUGAUGGAGCCCUUUUGGCCGAUGGGGACGGGUGUAGCUCGGGGGUUCCUAGCAGCUCUGGAUUCAGCUUGGAUGAUAAGAAGUUGGGCACAGGGUACAGAUCCUCUUGAUGUCCUGGCUGAAAGGGAGAGUUUGUACCGUCUGCUCCCUCAGACAACUCCAGAGAACAUGCAGAAGAGCAUCAAUCUGUUCACAGUAGACCCAGUGACAAGAUACAUAAACAUAAGCCCACUGACAGUCACACCUGCUCAGGUGAGACACCUGGUAAACACAGGCAACGAGGUGGGGCUAAACACGAGUGAAAGUGAGAUUACCCGGCUGCCUUCCCCCAGACUUUUAAGACAAGAUUCCUUCUCUCAGUCCAAUCACCUGUUGACUUGGUGUCAGCAGCAGACUCACGGUUACAGAGGGGUCACCGUUUGUGACCUGACUACUUCCUGGAAGAGUGGCCUUGCCCUGUGUGCUCUUAUCCAUCGGUGCCGACCAGAUCUGAUAGACUACGACCGUUUGGACGAGUCAUCAGUGGAGGAAAACAUCCAACUUGCGUUUGACGUGGCCGAGCAAGAGUUUGGGAUUUCUCCUCUGAUGACGGUGGAAGAAAUGUCGUCUGUUGGAGAACCAGACUCUCUUUCUAUGGUGAUGUACCUGAGUCAGCUCUACCAGGUGUAUAAAGAAUCGCUGCGCCCUGCUGGCUCUCUGAGUCAGAAUGCUGAUCUGAGAGCAGCUCUCAUCACUCCAGCUUCCCUCCUCAGCAGACUGGGAACCAGUUCUUCCAGGAAGAGAAACCCAAAGGAGCGUGGCGAUGCUCUGGGCAAAAGGAGGAAAUCGAGUCAGGAAAGUGGAGAAAUUGAGGAGUCGUCUGACUUUAACUGUGACUUUGAGGAGAACUUUGUGGGCGGUACCAGUCGCUCCAGAGUUCGUCUGAUGGCCAAUCAGCUGCAGGCAAAGCUGGACGAGAGCUCUGGCUCUUGCAUGACUUCCUCCUCGUCUUCUGCUUCAGCUCUACGUCAGCAGAAGAAACGGACCCUUCAGCAGGAGCAGAUGAGUUUUCGCUUCAAAGAGAGGAUCAAGUCUCACUGUGCCGCCAACAGGGACGAGCAGCGUCCCUGUAGCGCCUCGGAGCUGCAUGUGAUCGAUAACGAGCUGCACCUCUGUCUUCGGAUGUACACCGGUGGAGUGAGCUCAUUGGCGGAGCAGCUUAACCGCCGUAUUCAGCAGCAGAGCAGCUUGGUCCCCGUCGGCAGUGACGUCUGUUUCUUCUGUAAGCAGAAGGUUUAUGUGAUGGAGCGUCUGAGCGCCGAGGGGCUGUUCUUCCACCGCAGCUGUUUUCGUUGCGCCUCCUGCAGCGCCCCCCUCAGGCUGGUUUCCUACACCUACGACCAGGACAGCGGGAGCUUUCACUGUCUGCAGCAUCCUGACUGUCAGCUGGGGGCUCCCACCCCAAGGAAGAGGCUGACUCCCUCUGCGUCGCUUGGAACAUCAACGCCGUCGCUGUCUUCAGCUCCGUCCCUCUCCGACUCCCUGAGCGAACGCCGUCGUUCUUCAGCUGCUUCUGUGAUGGCGGCGACGCCCGAGAGGAUCGAGCUGGAAAACUGCAGGGAGGAGCCUGAGGAGGUUUCUGAGGAGGUUCUGAACCGGUUUAACCUGGACGUGGAUGGAGGGGUUCAUGUCAGUUCAGAGGAAGAGGAGGGUGGAGAAGGGCCGGGCUGCGUUUCCUCACAGGAGGCGACAGCUCCGUGGAGAGAUCCUCCGCUCCCCCGGAAAAGUGAGGAGCCAAAGGAGGUGGAGGAAGAGGAGGGAGAGGAAGGCAGCACUGAAGACGAGUCCAGCGACGAGGGGGAGUACAGCCCGUGGGAGACGGAGCGUCGCUCGGGUCUGUGGCUCCUGUUAGAGGAGGAAACAGAGGAGGAGUCUGUGUCUCUUGCCUCAGACACACCUGUGCAACGUGGCUCCGCCUCCACCCCACAGCCCUGCAUCUCCUCCCCUUCACUCCCCCCUGGGACGCCCUGCAUCGCUUCCUUCGCCACAUCAGAUGACUCCACUCCUGAUUCAGACGUCGCCAGAACGCCUCUUUCCCCUGUCGUUAUCAUGGAGGCGACAGCACAGAAACGACCUACAGCAAGGGGACGGAGCUCGUUUGAUGACAUCACACCUGAACUGCCACAGAAGAAGCCCCUGCUCCAGCAAGAGGAAGAGGAGGUGUCAGAUAGCAUGAGGAGGAGACAGAGGCACAGAGAAGCUCAGAGUCUUCCCUCCAGCCUCCUACCACCAGGUGGAGCCCUCCUCCUCCACAUCAAAGAGAAGCUCAGAGAGGCUCCUCCCCCUAGGCAGGUGGAGGUCAGUGGAGGCGGAGCCAGAGGCCUGUUGAAGUCGGUGCUUCCUGGAAACAUGAAGGACCAGAAAAGAAGGGGCGGGACUUUACCUGCAGAGAGACCAAGGAGGCCUCCAGCCAAUCAGAGGAGAGUCACAGUUGCAGGGGAGGAGUCGGAUCUGGUGUCGUCAACUCUGCUGCAGAGAUGCUCGCAAAAACCCAGGAACAAUCUGCAGGUGGAGUUGUUUGGCCUCGUGUCUGAACUUGAUAAAGUUACCGUGGAGGAAGAUGAGGAGGAAGAGGACCAGCAGCAGGUCUACGUUCCUCGGGCUCUGGCGUUUAGACGAUCAUAUGGAGUCAAGAGGAAACCCCAGAGGGAGCGAGUCCAGGACUCUGACGGACAGUCCUCGUGCCCCACAGAGGUGGUGGGAGUCCUCACCCGACCCAAGGAACCGUCCAGUUUGAGCACGAAGGAGUCCAUGUUCCAGAAGGACCAAGAGGACAAAGAUGAAGACCUGGACACUAAAAUCACUCGACGGGUUCAGAGAGCCGCCAGGAGGCAGGCCAAGAAGGAGCAGCUGAAGAGGCUGCACAAGGCUCAGAUGAUCCAGAGGCAGCUGCAGCAGGUGGAGGUGAAGCAGAGGGAGCUGGAGGAGAGAGGAGUGAUGGUGGAGAAAGCUCUGAGAGGAGAAGCAGACUACUGGGAGGAUUCCAGCUGUGGCCCAGACAUGGAGCUUCACCUGGGAGGACUGGGUAAACUGGAUAAUCUGGCUCUGAUGCAGCAGUGGUUCCAGCUGGUCCAGCAGAAGAACUCCCUGGUCCGAUACGAAUCUGAACUCAUGAUAUUCGCUCGGGAGCUGCAGCUGGAGGACAGACAGAGCCGCCUGCAGCAGGAGCUCAGGGAGAGGAUGGCUGUGGAUGAUCACCUGAAGGAUGAGGAGCAGCUGGCUGAGGAGCGGCUGAUCUUGGAGGAGAUGCUGGAGGUGGUGGAACAGAGAGACGCUCUGGUGUCUCUGCUGGAGGAGCAGCGGCUGCUGGAGAGGCAGGAGGACCAGGACCUGGAGCAGGUUCUGGUAGCAGGAGGACUGGGACUCAGCUGGACCUGAGGAAACUGGAUCCGGCUGGAAUUCAGAUGAUCACGCAGAAGCAGAAACUGAAUCCAGUCGGACCUGAACUGGACUUGAUGAGGCUGCUGGUUGUGGCUAAAAGUGCGAACGUUUUUGUCUCUGCUGCUGUUUGCUGAAUAUUUCAUGUUUGGGUGAAGGACUCAAAGCAGGUG
This is a messenger RNA of Cyprinodon variegatus (sheepshead minnow), 5076 nucleotides long. Its product is annotated as protein-methionine sulfoxide oxidase mical3a-like. The coding region runs from base 290 to 4903 and encodes 1537 amino acids. Lineage: Eukaryota; Metazoa; Chordata; Actinopteri; Cyprinodontiformes; Cyprinodontidae. Gene Ontology annotation, molecular function: FAD binding; protein binding. The transcript has 35 exons. The record is from RefSeq and is a predicted model, not a curated record.